This is a messenger RNA of Exserohilum turcica Et28A, 318 nucleotides long. RefSeq lists its product as uncharacterized. The coding region runs from base 1 to 318 and encodes 105 amino acids. NCBI's taxonomy places the organism in Eukaryota, Fungi, Ascomycota, Dothideomycetes, Pleosporales, Pleosporaceae. The record is from RefSeq and is a predicted model, not a curated record. The transcript has a single exon.
AUGACGUCCUCUCGCCGCUGCUCUCGCCGCUCCGCCUGGGCAUGCCUCUGCCUCUGCUACUGCCACUGCUAUGCUCGUCGACACCCCCUCUCGCUCGCCCACCUCCCACCUUCUCCCCCCUCUCCCAUCCCCCAUCCCCCAUCCCCCAUCCACCCCUCCUGCGUCGUAUACCGCCAGAUGCCCGGCACCCCCGUGCGCUGGGCGUGUUACAGGAUCGAAUCGUUCCUCUGCCGCAACGCACUCUGCACGCUGCACCUGCACUCUGCAUUGCGCAUUGCGGGUCGCCGUGGCCACGCGCACACUGACAGGCGCGCGUGA